CUCUCUUCUGCACCCCUCUCGCUAGAAUGCCCACCCCACCUUUGAAUCAAGACAUCUUCAUCUCAGACAGAAAAUUCGAAGAAUCCCAGAUUUUCUUUUGUUUUUCCGUGAGGAUUGAUGAUCUCCUCAUCCUCUGUUCUUAGCCUAUUUCCUCCGAUUUCGGUUGGUAAUGUCUCGUAGAUAUGAAAGACAAGCUCCGUUCUCAUCUCUGGUUCCAUCUCGUUUACAUUUGCGUCGCAUUGAGCAUCCUUCAUGUUCUAGGCAAAAGUUCCGGCACCAAUUCCCAGUCAUAUGUGAUCGCAUGCGGAUCUUCCAGUCGAGGAACCGAUUCGGACGGCCGAGUCUGGAUGCCAGACUCCAAGUUCCUCGUCUCGUCGGCCGAUUCGGUUCCUGCCGCAGCCGCAUUCCAGGACCCUUCUCUGCCUUCCACGGUCCCCUACAUGUCUGCCAGGGUCUUCACCUCUCAAGCCUCCUACAGAUUCUCAGUUCCGUCGAAGACUCGGGUAUGGUUCCGGCUCCAUUUCUACCCUUGCACUUAUAGCAACCUCGAUCCGUCGGACGCCUAUUUUGGGGUCACGGCGAAUGAGUUUACGCUCAUGAACAAUUUCAGCGCUUCAAUCACGGCCCAAGCACUCACGCAGGCAUAUAUCAUCAGAGAGUUCUCCCUCCCGCUUGUCGAAUCCGGUGACCUCAAUAUCACUUUCACGCCUACUGUGGCACAUGACGGGGCCUAUGCAUUCAUCAACGGCAUUGAGAUGAUUCGGAUGCCCGACAUAUUCGAGCAGGCGACGAUGGUCGGGUUCAGCGAUCAGGCCGUCACUGUCGACGUGUCUUCUUUGCAGACAUUGUAUCGGCUCAAUGUGGGUGGACAAUACAUUCCACCGACCAAUGAUUCCAGCCUCACGAGGACAUGGUACGACGACACUCCCUACCUAUUCGGUGCUGCGGCCGGGGUCACUUCCGAGGCGGACAAGAAUGUGAAAGUUCAGUAUUCUCCGGAUGUUCCGGAAUAUAUUGCGCCCUUAGACGUGUAUAGCACGGCGAGGACGAUGGGUCCGGAUCCGAAGGUUAAUCAGAACUACAACCUCACCUGGGUUUUCCAGAUUGACGCGAAUUUUACCUAUGUCGUCAGGUUUCAUUUCUGCGAUUUCCUACUUAGUAAAGUUAACCAGCGGGUGUUUGAUAUCUUUGUGAACAACCAAACGGCGCAGGCAGCUGCCGAUGUUAUCGCGUGGUCCGGCUCCGAGGGAGCACCAGUCUAUAAGGAUUUCGCCGCUUAUGUUAGCGAUGGCCCCGGCGACGAGCAACUGUGGGUGGCUUUGCAUCCGAGCGCUUCGAUGAAACCCGAGUACUACGAUGCCAUCCUGAAUGGAUUAGAAAUCUUCAAGAUCAAUGAUAGCAACGGGAAUUUGGCUGGUCCUAACCCGGUUCCGUCGCAAAUGCUUGUCCACGCUGAGGCCGAGGCGGCCAAGAAAUUCGCUCCUUCGGGUCAUUCGGGCACCGGCCAAGUGAUUGGCGGGAUCGCCGGAGGGGUUUUAGGAUUCAUUGUAGUUGUUUUGGUAUGCCUUUUCGUCCGGCACCGGAGGAACGUGGCCAACGGAACGGAAUCUGGAGUUGGCAAAUGGUUACCGCUCUAUGGAAGUUCACAUGCUUCAACGACGAGCAAAUCAACAAUUUCUGGCAAGAGCAAUGGCAGUAGCCACCUCUCGUCACUCGCGGGAGGCCUGUGCCGACAUUUUUCCCUGUUCGAGAUCAAACAUGCUACCAAAAGUUUCGAUGAAUCGCGGGUCAUCGGAGUGGGAGGAUUCGGGAAGGUCUACAAGGGCAUGAUCGAUGGAGGGUCGACCCAAGUCGCCAUCAAGCGAUCGAACCCUUCUUCGGAACAAGGAGUUCACGAGUUCGAGACCGAGAUCGAGAUGCUCUCGAAGCUGCGGCACAAGCAUUUGGUCUCUUUGAUCGGGUUCUGCGAAGAAGACGGCGAGAUGAUCUUGGUAUACGAUUACAUGGCCAACGGCACUCUCAGGGAACACAUAUACAAAGGCAACAAGCCGCCGUUAUCAUGGAAGCAGAGGUUGGAGAUCUGCAUUGGCGCCGCCCGCGGGCUGCACUACUUGCACACCGGAGCGAAGUACACGAUCAUCCACCGCGAUGUGAAGACGACCAACAUCUUGCUGGACGAGAAGUGGGUGGCGAAAGUCUCUGACUUCGGGCUAUCCAAGACCGGGCCGAACCUCAACCAAACGCACGUCAGCACCGUCGUGAAGGGCAGCUUCGGGUACCUGGACCCCGAGUACUUCAGGCGGCAGCAGCUCACCGAGAAGUCCGACGUCUACUCCUUCGGGGUAGUCCUCUUCGAGGUCCUGUGCGGCCGGCCCGCCCUCAAUCCGAGCCUGCCCAAAGAACAAGUCAGCCUCGCGGACUGGGCUCGCCACUGCCACAGGAAAGGGACCCUGGAGGAGAUCCUCGACCCGCACAUCAAGGGGCAGGUCAGCCCGGAGUGCUACAAGAAGUUCGCCGAGACGGCCGAGAAGUGCGUAGCCGACCGCGGGCUCGACCGGCCGUCCAUGGGGGACGUGCUGUGGAACCUCGAGUUCGCGCUGCAAUUGCAGGAGAAUCCCGGUGCUGCCAAGUUCGAAGCUGAACACGUGGACGCGACCGCUGUGAGCGGAGAGAAUCAGGAUUCAAAUCCGAAUGCAGCGUUUUCGCAGCUAGUGAAUCCUAGUGGAAGAUGA
Molecule: messenger RNA, 2732 nt
Organism: Rhodamnia argentea
Lineage: Eukaryota; Viridiplantae; Streptophyta; Magnoliopsida; Myrtales; Myrtaceae
Product: receptor-like protein kinase ANXUR2
Exons: 1
Coding region: 183-2732 (849 amino acids)
Biological process (GO): protein autophosphorylation
Cellular component (GO): plasma membrane; plasmodesma
Molecular function (GO): ATP binding; transmembrane receptor protein tyrosine kinase activity
Source: RefSeq, a predicted model, not a curated record